CCCACACAACGGUUCUAAGUCUACAUUGUAAUUAAGUUAACAUAUCAAAUUCAAAUCACCACACGUUGACCGUUAACUCAAAAAUAAAAGAAAAAAAAAAAACUUAAUAUUUUUUAAGAAAAACUAAAAAAACUAAAACCUGCUACACAAUGGCAGUACAAAACUCUAAAUUUCCCAACAGUGUUCUAAACUCGGCCUUUGUGCCAACAAGCGCUUACUACCAGCAUCUGAGUGCCGCCUCAGCCGCUAUAGCCGCCUAUGAAGGUUGGUCGCAUUUGGACUUUCUGUCGACACAGCUGGCUCACCCGUCGUCUACACCACCAGAUGAACUACUACAAAUGCACCAUUUAAGAUUUCCAACACCACCAAUAACACCACCAUACAAAAAUAGCGCUUAUAUGCUAGGUAUCAAUCCCCAUACGAAGGCGACACGCACGCGAUCGGUCAUAAUGAAAAUUGGACAAGAUCAAUUGGACAGCAAUUUGCCACCUACACCGGAACAUGUCGACGAUAUGGCUGUGGAUAUUGUUGGAUUAGAUGACGUGGCCACAAGCGCUGUUGCGUUGCGUCAUGAGGCAAUGACGACGAUGACGAGGACGACACCGACAUCGACGUCGACCACUAGCAGCGCCAGCUCGACCCCUCAACAUAGUGAAUAUGUUUGCGAAUGGAGCAAUUGCGGCAGAGAUCACAACACACUCGAAGCCCUAGCCGCUCAUGUUACCAAAGUGCAUGGAGUCGCUUCACCUGCCGAUGGCUUAUACUAUUGUCGUUGGAUUGGUUGUACACGCAUGCGCGGUUUUUCUGCACGCUACAAGAUGCUCGUACAUGCACGCACACACACCAAAGAGAAGCCCCAUCAGUGCCAUCUCUGCGCGAAAAGUUUUUCACGUGCAGAGAAUCUUAAAAUACACAUUCGCUCGCAUUCGGGCGAGAAGCCAUACCUCUGUACUUAUGAAGGCUGCAACAAAGCCUAUUCAAACUCCUCGGAUCGUUUCAAGCACACACGCACGCAUGCCAUGGACAAACCGUAUAUGUGCAAAGUGCCCGGUUGUCAAAAACGCUACACAGAUCCUUCAUCAUUGCGCAAACAUGUUAAGACAUUCAAACAUGCUGUGCAACUGAUUGGUACCGCCGCUGUUACACCUAUGAAAAGUGCCAUGAUUGGUGGUGGUAUGGAAGUGGCCACAGCGGCGCAGGCUGUUGGUGCUGCUGGUGGUGAUGGUGCUGCUGCUGCUGCUCGACAGACACAUCGAUCGAGCCUAAUUUCAUCGCCAAUGCAAAAUGUGGUAAACACUGCGGGAAACCAUCAUUUGCAUGCUAAUGCUUACAGCAAUGAUUACAGCGAAGCGGCGUCACCGCGGUGUCAGCUCUGCGUGCCGCCACCACCAGCGCCCCAUUACUAUCUCAAUGCCAUGGAAGAGGAUAUAUGCAACAUUAAGGCAGCUCAACUCGAUUACUACUAUGCCACAACAGCGGGUCAUUCGCAGGCACGCAGCAGUAGUGCAGCUAGCAAUUGUUGGAGCAACAACACACACAGUGGCAGCGAGAGUGCCCCCGUACUCGCCAUGGAACUGGACACACCGCUCGAUUUGCGAGUGAAUCGAAGUUGAAAGUGAAGAAAUUCAGUUAUAUUUUAAAUUUAUAUACAUACGUCAACUCUAGUCUAACAGUUUAGCUUGUAGUAAAAAUAACAUAAAUACAUAUGUAGUUACAUGCAUAUGGGGAUUGAAGGAGGCCGAAUAUUGCUCAUGCUAAUGUACCUACAUACAUACAUAUAAAUAUU
Messenger RNA from Rhagoletis zephyria (snowberry fruit fly), 1786 nucleotides. RefSeq names its product sugarbabe (gene sug). Gene Ontology annotation, biological process: regulation of transcription by RNA polymerase II. Gene Ontology annotation, cellular component: nucleus. The record is from RefSeq and is a predicted model, not a curated record. Gene Ontology annotation, molecular function: DNA-binding transcription factor activity, RNA polymerase II-specific; RNA polymerase II cis-regulatory region sequence-specific DNA binding. Lineage: Eukaryota; Metazoa; Arthropoda; Insecta; Diptera; Tephritidae.